GAACUGCCCGACCUGAUGUCAUUUCCCUAUUGCAAACACCCCGGCUGGGCUGCGUCUGAGAUAUGUCACAGGGAGUGGGAGGAGGAGGAGGGGGAGCCAGCGAGUGCGUGCAGUGUCCCAGGACCCUGUUUAUUUAGCAUUCCCAGCUGAGGAAGCCCUGGUUUAAAUAAGAUCGGAGGAGCGGGCUGCCCACAGCAGAUGAAGAAAUGGUUGCUGUGGGGCUUUAAAUUCCUGCCUUCCCAUGUGCUGGCGUGGAGGAUGAGCCUGCAGAAUGCCUUUCCUCCUGGGUCUCAGACAGGUAACCAACCGGCUUAAGUGCGGUGGGAGCUGCUUGCUCAGGUGGAGGAUGUGACUGAUUACUUUUAUUUUUAUUUCCCUCACCUCUAAGAUACGAUUUCUGACUUUCCCAAAACGGAACUGUACAAUCAGCACUUCCCCACCCGUGGUGUGUGAGCAGAGAGCACAGUUGUGCGAGAGACGCUUUUUAUUAGCAAGGAAGGGGCAAAACUGAGAGCCAGAGAUAGAAACUUCCUUGUUGUUGUUGGAGGCUUUGCAGCAGGGAGGCUCUUUGUGUCGUGCUCCUGUGCAGUUUUUGUUCGGUUGGGUUUUAGGGUGCUUUCCACAGUCCUUAAAAUGGAAUUGCAUUUGCAUUUCUUAAAAACAUGCCAAACUUUGAACUGUUUUCUUGUACAGGCAUUAUUUUGUAUGUAAAACUGUGGAUUCUUAAAAAAAGAAGAAAAAAAACACCCCAGAAAAUACCCAGAAAGGGUAUUUAUAUAUAAGUGUGUUUGUGUGUGUGUGUCUCAUCUCUAACAAAAGUCACCAAAUGGAAAAUGGCAACACGCUGUGACCCACAGCUUGGUGAUUUUUAAAUUGUUUUGAGAGUUUGAGCUUGAACAAGAAACUUGGGAUAAUUUAAUAGCUGGUAAUAUCGAGUGGAAUGAGAAAUGGUAGCAACUGCCCAGCUGCUCUCUGCUGGAGGAGGUGCCAACUAUGUGUUCCUAGGCUAGGGAGAGCAAACCCUUUUUUUGGUUUGAGAGGCACGUCUGUAAGGGAAUCUAACUGUAAACUCUUUCCAGCACUGCUGUGAUCUGUAAUCCACAAUAAAUAAAUACUGAAUGAUACCAGAGUGCUGCUUGCAGUUUCUAAUUUAGAAUUAAGAAGUCGAAAUUGGACCAUAACAUACUUUAAACUACCUACUUUCAGUUGUUUAGCACCGCUAAAAGACUUCAACAUGCUGCUGAGUAAACAGUGCUGUCUCUUUUUUUCUUAUCAGUUCGGUUUUGGUGAAAUGCAGCUCUCUCCCCACCCCCACACCCCCCAUCCGAAAACAGUUUUACAUAAGAAACUACCUCUAGCACAAUGACCUUCUGUGAUUGGUGCAAUAGCUAUAAAUAAUAGUUCACUUGUUAGCACUCAGGCAAAGAGAUUUGCCUUAAAAACUCAGAACUGAACCAGAGGGGGAAAUUCAGGCACAAAGGCUGAAUAACUUUUUAGGUAACUCUCAAACUGCAGUGAGAUGUAGCUGCCUCAAAUGCUGGGAUUGCUUCAGACUCACGGGUAUGUUUUUCUCUAAAGUUCCUGUUUUUAAAGAAUUCAUUUUGUUUUAGAGAUGUGUUCAGUGCAGUUGGGGUGCUGCAUAAGGUGUAAAAGUAGAAGUUAGGUGUAAUUUGGCUUCAUUUGCUGGAACAGUGAACAUCUGGUUGUCUCAGUGGAUGGAUGGUACUUUUUUCUCUGCUGGUAACUUUUUGGCAUUAAUAGAGGCAUUUACAGGAAGCAGGAAAAAAGGUGUUGCCUCAAGAACACAAGAGCAAAGUUCUUGACUAUUUUUAUCCACUGAUAAAGGAUAUAGUGAGAAAUAACUACUUGAACUUUUCUUAGUUUUAAUAAUAAUUUUUAGUCUUAAAAAAUUAAAUCUAAGUAUUUGUAAUUGUGUUCUUCAUGCAAAUACUAUUCAGUAGUUUCUUUUUCCAAGGGUUUUUGCUGAACAGUGCUCUUUAAUUGAAAGUGUGGGAAGAAUUCAGGAACAUCUCAUCACCUCCAUUGUUUUUUGUUUUGUACUUGGUUCAUUUGGACUGUAAACAGUUGGCUGUCUGGGAUGCCCUUUGUUGUUCUCACUUCAGCACAAGGGAUGCUGAUCCUGGGCUACAAGCUCAGGGCAGAGGUGCUGAGUGGGGUGCCCUCCCAUGAGCUGUGUGAUGAGGAUGGAAGGAUCAGAGGGAGACCUUUGGCUCCCCAGGACCAGCACCCUGUGCUCUGCACCCCUGGACUGCACUGAGCAGCUACUUUCCUUGGAUCUGCCUUCAUUUUUUUUGGAGCCAGCAGCAUUAUAGCAUUACAGAUGGACCUGGUAAAAGACAAGGAAACCUGCAUGGGUGUCAACAAUCAAAGUUACAUAUGUGAAACGGGCCACUGUUGUGGACAAUCCCAGUGUUGCAACUACUACUAUGAACUCUGGUGGUUUUGGCUGGUGUGGACCAUCAUCAUCAUCCUCAGCUGCUGUUGUGUUUGCCAUCACCGCCGCACCAAGCACCGCCUCCAGGCGCAGCAGCGGCAGCACGAGAUCAACCUGAUCGCUUACCGGGAGGCCCAUAACUACUCAGCCCUGCCCUUUUAUUUCCGGUUUUUGCCAAACUAUCUGCUACCUCCCUAUGAGGAAGUGGUGAACCGACCGCCGACCCCCCCGCCCCCGUACAGUGCCUUACAUCAGCAGUGUGUCCCAGCAGGCAGCAGUAGCACAAUCCCGGACACGCCCAGAGCCCUGCAGACAGCACAGAGCAGCUCUGCAGCACCCAGCAGCAAUAACAGCAGUACUGACAGCACCGGGGCGCCCGGCCACGGGGACCCCGAGCCCUCCACCACCGUGCUGGGCGAGAGAGCCGUCGCCAAAAUGCAAAGCAUGGAGCCCUGCAGUACCAGCACAGGAGCCGAGCUGGUGGAGAGGGCCGGUCCCGAUAAGGAUACGGAGUGCAAGGAGGAACUGCUGAAAGGUUACAGCUCUGAGAGCUUAGAGCAGAGCAGUGCCAUUCCCGACGCCAAGGACAAGACGCCGGGCAGGCAGCGCCGUUUCACCGGCGACUCGGGCAUAGAAGUGUGCGUUUGCAACCGGGGUCAUCACGACGACGACCUCAAGGAGUUUGACGGGCUCAUCGAUGACGCUCUGGACGGGCCCCUGGACUUCUGCGACAGCUGCAGCGGCCGUCCCCACGGGGAUGAGGAGGAAGGGCUUUUCAGUGCCACGGAGGAGCAGCACCGCGAACACAGCCACCACCACCUGCCCCGGCAGCCGGUGUGUGUACUCUUGAACACAAUAAAUGAGCAGGACUCUCCAAACUCUUGUACCAAUAACUCUCCCAGCUAAGGCGGUGGAGUGGAAGGGAGAAUCGGGGGAAAAAAAACAAAUAAAAAUGGAAUAAGAGGAUUAAAACUUUAACAGGAGGAAAAGGUGAUACAACCUUCUUUUUUUUGUUUAUUUUUCUUUCUCCCCUCCAAUAUAAUAUGGGGACUAGACCUCGAAGGCCCAGCUUGUGGGGGACGGGUCACUCUGGGUUUUGUUAAUUGUAUCUGCCCUGCUCCAUGGAGCAGGGACUGAUGUUUCUCAAUGAGACCUUCUUAAAAAUGGAAUUUUUCCAAUGGUGAUUUUGGUGAUGGUUAUUAAGAGUUUGUUGGUUUUAGUUUUUUGAAACACUGCUUUAUCUUGCAAUCAAUAAAACUCAGCAAAUCUCACCCUGGGAGGAUACCAGAUCACCAUAAGGCUUCAACCUCCAGGUGUCUUCCCAGAAGCGAGCAGCUUCUGACAGUGCCGGCAGUCAGUAGCCCAAGAGUUCUGGUUUGAUAUAGUGCUCUUGAGGCAUUGGGGAUUUCUUUUCAUCUUUUUUCCUUUUUUUUUUUUUUUUUUCUUUCCUGAUGUUAAGUUUCUCUGAAGCUGGUGAAUGCCCAAACACAUCAGCCCUAUAAUCUCUGGUGCUUCAGUGUUUAAGACAGCAGGUAGGAAAUUUCCCACUUGAAGCUGGUGACUGAAGGACCAGUUUCUUCGAGGAGUGUUAGUCUACCUUAGGCAGUUUGAAAAGAAAGGGUUUGCAGAAAUUUGCCUUUAUGUGUCAUUUUAAAAUGCAAGUGUGUUCCUUCAAUGCCUCCAAGAGCACAGUUAGCAGUAGAAUCCAGGCAGCUGGGCUGCCUUCCAAGUACUGUGGUCUCCGAAUGACCUUUUCCUGGUGUGCUGCAAAAGGGCUUGGCUUUAUUUUUGUCCUUUUUUUGCACCCCGAUAGCAGCACACUGGAGUUCAGAUGACAAAAGAACAGGGCUCUCCUUGGCCAGCGUGCCUUCAAGCUUUAGUGAUGCAUGUUGAACAAAUGGAGACGAGAGCUCCGUCCAUUGCAAAAGGGAUGAUUUACCUUGUAGAUGUGGAAGACCUGUGCAGUAUUUUUUUUUAUCCAAAAGUUUGGUGCGAUUCUAAUGAUGACCACUAAAAGAAAUGAAUGUCUGUUUUCUUUCUCUUUCUUUUCGGUUUUUUUUUAUGGUGGCAACUGGCUACUGUAUAAUGUCUGUGAGCGUGUGUGUAUGACUGCAAUCCAUGCAUGCGAGUCCUACUGGUAAUAUGAAAACCUGCUGUAAGACUGCAAGAAAAUUUACUGUAGCUUUGCUUUAAUAAACAGUAGAGAUUUUUGUUAGUAACAACCUGAAGGAAGAAAAAAAUUUAAAAAAAGGAAGAGCUGAAACUAACAUUCCCUAGAGUGCUCGUGUUGGAAGAGAGCACAGUUCAGACUAUGUAACUUGUUCUCGGGAUUUCUCCCCGUCCAUUUUAUAAUUGUGGUCGUCCAAGUCAUUACUGUUAUGGGGAAAAAAAUCAUUGAAACCUGAACUUGGACAUACUCAGAUCUGAUUGAUUGAAAACCAAAAUCAGUUUUAACUAAGGUGGAAACCAAAAUAUAAUGCCUUUUCUGAUAA
Messenger RNA from Sturnus vulgaris (Common starling), 4947 nucleotides. The record is from RefSeq and is a predicted model, not a curated record. Lineage: Eukaryota; Metazoa; Chordata; Aves; Passeriformes; Sturnidae.